Messenger RNA from Arachis stenosperma, 429 nucleotides. RefSeq lists its product as uncharacterized. Bases 1 to 429 code for a protein of 142 amino acids. The record is from RefSeq and is a predicted model, not a curated record. The transcript has a single exon. Lineage: Eukaryota; Viridiplantae; Streptophyta; Magnoliopsida; Fabales; Fabaceae.
AUGACUAAGAAGAGAAGCUGGAAGAACAACGAAACUGUGAUACUGACCGAAGAAUGCAGUGCUAUCAUUCAGCACAAAUUACCCCAGAAAUUGAAGGAUCUAGGGAGUUUUCAGAUCCCCUGUGUCAUAGGUGAGAUCACGGUAGAGAAAGCUCUUUGUGACCUAGGAGCCAGCAUCAAUUUGAUGUCAGUAGUUAUGAUGAGGAAGAUGAAUAUCGAAGAGGCUAAACCAACAAAGAUGGCCCUACAAUUGGCAGACCGAUCAUUCAAGUUCCCUCACGGCAUAGUAGAGGAUUUGUUGGUAAAGGUGGGAGAGUUCAUAUUCCCAGCAGAUUUUGUGGUCCUGGAUAUGCAAGAGGAACCCAAGGCUUCCAUUAUCCUGGGGAGGUCCUUCUUGGCCACUGCAGGAGCUGUCAUUGACGUCCAAUAA